UCCCCUGGUGUUUGAGGCGUGUUUCUGUCAACUAGUCGCUUGACUAUCUUGGACCCUCGCCUUCAAUCGCCAUGUGGUACCGGCCUUUGGUGGCUGUGGCGGCAGCGGCGCCUUUUGCGCCCGUGCUGAGCAAGAGGGAGCUGAAGUGCGAUGGAUUCUGGUCCAAGAAGAGCUCUGGCGCAGGCUGCCCCACCGCCAAGCCCGUGAAGCCGGUCUCGCCCGUGCCCUCGGACAUCGACGUGGCGCAGUCAGUGACGCCGGUGCUGGUGAAGGAGGUCUUCGCAGGGGCCUUUGGCCUCAAGGAUCAGGACAUCUUGUCUUACGGCCCGUACAAAGGCAAGAUCAACCUCGACCUCUGGGAGAAGUUGAAGGGCAAGCCCAACGGUCACUACGUGGUGGUCUGCGGCAUCAACCCCACGCCCUUGGGUGAGGGGAAGUCCACCACCACGGUGGGGGUGUCUCAGGCGCUGGGCGCCUUCUUGGGGCAAAAGGUGCUCACAAACAUCCGCCAGCCCUCCAUGGGCCCGACCUUUGGCAUCAAGGGUGGUGCGGCUGGGGGCGGCUACGCCCAGUGCUUCCCCAUGGAGGACUUCAACUUGCACAUGACCGGGGACAUUCACGCCAUCACUGCUGCUCACAACCUCUUCGCUGCGGCGAUCGACACGCGGUACUAUCACGAGAAUAGCUCAUCGGCGAAGUUCAUUUGGAGCCGUUUGUGCCCCGCCGACAAGUCGGGGAAGCGGCAGUUUGAGCCCUCCAUGUACGCACGGCUCGAGAAGCUAGGGCUCAGCCACAAGAAGCACGAUCCCAAUUUGCUGACCGAGGAGGAGAUCGAGAAGUUUUGCGUCCUGGACAUCGACCCCAACACCAUCACUUGGAAGCGAGUCACGGACUGUAACGACAAGUACCUGCGGAAGGUGGAGGUGGGUCUCAGCGGCUCGGAGUUCUCGAAGAAGAAGAACGAGCAGCUCAAGCGCACCACCUCCUAUGGCAUCACUGUGAGCUCGGAGAUCAUGGCGAUCCUGGCGCUGGCCACCGAUUUGAAGGACCUCCGCGCCAGACUGGGGAAGAUGAUCUGCUGCUAUUCCCGGAAGGGUGAGCCUAUCACAGCGGACGACUUUGGCAUCACAGGCGCGCUGGCGGUGCUGAUGAUGGAGGCGCUGCCACCGAACACCAUGCAGACGUUGGAGGGCACCCCUGCGCUGGUGCACGCAGGCCCUUUCGCAAACAUUGCGCACGGCAACUCUUCCAUCAUCUCGGAUUUGAUUGGCCUCAAGCUGGUGGGCAAGGAUGGAUAUGUGCUGACAGAGGCCGGCUUUGGAUCUGACAUGGGCGGAGAGAAGUUUUUCAACAUCAAGUGCUACUACAGUGGCCUGAAGCCCGACUGCGCGGUGAUCGUUUGCUCCGUGCGCGCGCUAAAGCUCCACAGCUGCGAGGCGCCAAAGAUUGUUGCCGGACAAGCACCCGCCAAAGAGUACAGAGAGGAGAAUCUCGAUCUGGUGGAGAAAGGCUGCGCAAACUUGAUCGCCCACAUCCAGAACGUGCGAAAGCACGGGGUUCAGGCCGUGGUGGCUAUCAAUCGCUUCAGCACCGACUCAGAGGCGGAGCUGGCGCUGGUGAAGAAGAUCGCGGAAGAGAACGGCGCCUUUGCCGCCGUCGUGGCGGAGCACCACGCCAAGGGGGGCGCGGGCGCCGUGGAUCUGGGCCGCGCGGUGAUGAAGGCCUGCGAGGCGCCCUCGAACUUCAAGUUCCUCUACGAUGCCAAGAAGGACGCCAUCAAGACGAAAAUCCUGAAGGUCGUGCAGGAGGUCUAUGGGGGAGCGGAUGUCAAGUACUCGGAGAAGGCGGAAGCCGCGCUGGCACGGUAUGAAGCUGAUCCCGCCAUCAGCUGCUUACCGAUUUGCAUGUCCAAGACCCAGUACUCGCUCUCCGACGAUCCCAAGAAGUUAGGGGCUCCGAAGGGCUUCACCAUCACCGUGCAAGACAUGUACGUGAGUGCUGGAGCUGGAUUCAUCGUCGUCUCUUUGGGCGACAUUACCUUCAUGCCGGGCCUGCCGAUCAAGCCUGCCUAUUACAAGAUCGACUUGGAUUUUAAUCACACUCCACCACGGGUGGUGGGGCUCUCCUAAUUUGCGAGCCGACAAAUUUAAACGGCUCGGGCUUAUAUGUGUAAAGCUUCCCGUAAAGCUCGCGGAGCGCGGUCGGCGUUGCAUUCCUUUUUUGCAA
Molecule: messenger RNA, 2226 nt
Organism: Effrenium voratum
Lineage: Eukaryota; Dinophyceae; Suessiales; Symbiodiniaceae
Source: the annotation of a GenBank genome assembly